Messenger RNA from Alosa alosa (allis shad), 2745 nucleotides. RefSeq names its product dynein axonemal intermediate chain 4 (gene dnai4). NCBI's taxonomy places the organism in Eukaryota, Metazoa, Chordata, Actinopteri, Clupeiformes, Clupeidae. Gene Ontology annotation, molecular function: dynein light chain binding; dynein heavy chain binding. Bases 96 to 2483 code for a protein of 795 amino acids. Gene Ontology annotation, cellular component: axonemal dynein complex. The record is from RefSeq and is a predicted model, not a curated record. The transcript has 17 exons. Gene Ontology annotation, biological process: cilium movement.
CAAAGUUCAUGCGGUGGUAAGAGCAGUCGAGGUAGCGGUAGCAUCUAUGUGCAAUUACAUUUUCUUCCCUGUCAAGUGAUACAUUUAUAUCUGAAAUGUCUUCCAAUACGAUGAAAAUGAAGAAACCCACUCUGAAAGUAACUCCGUCUUCGAGAGUUCUUAAUAACUCUACCUCAGGAAUACUUCGUGCAAAUCAUAGUACAACACGAAGUGUCAACGCUUCAGUCAGCCGGAAAAGUCUGUCUUUGGCCGGUGACAGUAAAGUCCUCGAGAAGAGCUCACUACAAACCCCAAAGCAUACGGUGCAGGUGUUCGAUGAGAAUGGCCAAGAUGUCACACCACAGCCUCUAUUUCAUCCAGACCCUGGGGGUCUACAACCUAAACAGAGCAAAAUCUUCACAGGUCAUGACAACUCAGGUGCUACUAUUUCAGACUUCUUCUCAACUGCAUUCCAGACAACCAAUGCAAGUUUUGCUGGGCCCUUUACAAGGUCUGUUUUUGGAAGUAGUACAGUGUCUAGAUCAAGCCAGUCUACUAUGGAUUCAAUGACUGAUGAAAUUGAAGACCCAUCUUCUAAACGGGAUGUGACCAUCAGUCUUUCAGAUGUUCAAGUGAGAAGAGAAGAGGUGAAGGAGCAGAUAAUGGAGGACAUGUUGGAUGAGGUGGUGGAUCACUACCUCACAGAGUCACACACCAUCUGGCUGCUGGACUUGCCUGCGGUGUCUGUGUCUGUGGACUCUGAGGACGCAGAGGUUGUGAGAGAGAGAAUCAAUGCUUACACAGAGUUGUGCAAAAAUAGACAGGGGAAUGAUAAGUACAUGGAACGGUCAAUGCAGACAUUCAAUGGAGCCCCCAAAAACAAAGAGGUUCAGUGUGAGUCCAUCUCCAUGGCUGAUGCAGCUACCAUGGCGACCACCUGGGAUUUGUAUGACUCAUACUGCGGUGGCAGUGCUGUGGGCCAGGCGGCGCAGGCUGCAGAUGGAGAGAAGCCUGGAGGCGCCGAGGUGAUCUCCAGCCACAGGCUCGACAGCUCCGCAGCCCCAAACAUGAGCAUGUCUGUCGUCAGCUCCGCAAGUAUAGCUAGCAGUUCCAGCAUUCGCAUCCAAGUGCAGCCCUACGAGGUGCAGCUGGAGGAAGAACCAGACCCAGAGCUCAUCCUCCAGUCAGACAAAUUCAAGCUUGACCUGGUGGCCAUGGAGAGAGUGGUGCUAGAGAACAUCUAUCAACCUGUGCUGGCUUUGUAUAGACAGAUAACAGUUUUUCAAGACCCUGACUGUAAGCUACAGGUGGCGGUGGACUCGGUGAGCAUCACCGAUGGGGAGGAGGGCAGACCUCAGACCCCGGCCAUGGAGCGCCUCUGGUCCUUCAGCUGUGUUCUCACUGCUGGACGAAACGUUAGCUGCAUGGCCUGGAACAAGAAGAAUCCGGAUCUGUUGGCUGUUGGAUAUGGACAGUUUGAUUUCAAAGAUCAGAAAUCAGGCCUGGUGUGCUGCUGGUCCCUGAAAAACCCUAAGUGGCCAGAGCGAAUCUUUCACUGUGAGAGUGGAGUCACAGCCCUUGACUUCUCUGCUUAUAAUGCCAGCCAGUUAGCUGUGGGCAUGCAUGAUGGCAGCAUUGCCACAUAUAAUAUGCAGAGCACAGAAAACUCCCCCGUUGUAGACAGCAGUGACUGUGUCCAUAAGCAUACCAGUGCCGUGUGGCAGUUGAAGUGGGUCAACCAGGAGAGUGGUCUCUCGAGCGACGACAAAGGCGAGAGCCUCAUCUCAGUGUCUGCCGACGGCAGGAUCAUUAAAUGGUUCCUGCGCAAAGGACUGGACUGCAUCGAUCUGAUGAAACUGAAGAGGACCAGAAAUGACAAGCCAGGCAAGCAGGCAGGAGAGAAGGAGAGGAAGACGGAGGCUUUCAUCUCCCGACAGGCACCGGGAAUGUGCUUCGACUUCCACCCCGAGGACUCCAACAUUUACCUGGUAGGCACAGAGGAGGGUCACAUCCACAAAUGCUCCUGUUCAUACAACGAGCAGUUCCUGGAGACGUACCGUGGACACAGAGGCCCCGUCUAUAAGAUUGAGUGGUCUCCCUUCUGCACUGACGUCUUCCUGAGCUGCUCGUCGGACUGGACGGUCCAGCUGUGGCAGCAGGACUUCUGCACACCCGUGCUGAGCUUCACUGCCACCCACAGGGCUGUUCAUGACAUCAAGUGGUCCACCACGUGGCCCACCAUGUUUGGGGCGGUCAACGAGGGCAGGGUGGAGAUCUGGGACCUUGCAGUGAGCAUUCUGGAUCCAACCAUAGUGAGCCCAGCUAAGCCAGGGGUCAAGCUCACCACCCUGCUGUUCGCCAUGGGAACAGAAUGCAUUCUGGUAGGAGACAGUGAUGGACAGGUCAGCGUCUACCAGCUCAGGAACAUGCCAGUUAACAACCAUCAAGUUAAGGUGGAGAUGUUGCAGGACAUCAUCAAGUCGUCCCUGGCCAGUCAGCUGUGAGCCAGGAGGCUUGGGCUCCGGUCCAGGGGAGGUUCUGGAGGCCCGUGUGGGGUGGGUGCGGUGCGGUGGCGGUCCAGAGUCUGCCAGUCUGGCCCGGGUCUCCCCUCUCCAUCAUCCCUGGGUGACGUUAAUUGCGUUUGUCCGUCAGACUGCAUGACUCCGCUGCUGAAUUACAAUGAGAUUACCGCAAGCAGGAAAGUCCACCGAAAACCUGAUUUGUUGUUUUGUAUGAAAAUAAUAACAAUAAAAAAACACAACUGCU